CGCAGAGUAUCAGAUAUCUCACUAUUUUAUUAUUACGGUUACAGCAACGCCUGAAAGCCUAAUUGGCUCAUCAUUGAAUCGCAAUGGACCUUUUUAUUCGCUCGAGAUCGCUAUGGAUUCUCUUUCUGCUGUUUCUUUGUUUGUGGGAUUCAUCUUCCGGUCAGAUCGUGUAUUCCGUGUCGGAGGAGGUGGACAAGGGGACCGUUGUGGGAAAUAUAACGAAGGAUCUAAAUCUGAACAUUCGGGAACUGCAGUCUCGUAUGUUUCAGAUUGUAUCUGCAUCCAGCAAGAAAUAUUUCGAGGUAAAUUUAAAGACCGGCAUAUUGUUUGUAAAUGAGAGAAUCGACCGAGAGGAGCUAUGUAGUACUGUUGUGAAGUGCUCUUUAUAUUUUGAAGCUGUUGCUCAUAAUCCUCUCAAUCUGUAUCGUGUCGAAAUUAAUGUAUUAGAUAUCAAUGACAAUGCCCCUUCGUUUCCUAUUAAAUCAUAUAUUUUAAACAUUACUGAAAACGCUCUUCCGGGAGACAGAUUCUCUGUUCUUUUGGCCGUUGACCCCGAUGCAGCCAGCAACUCAAUAAAGAGCUACAAGCUGAGUCCGAAUGAGCACUUCUCCCUGGAUGUACAAAACGGUGGAGAGCAGAGCGUAUCUGCUGAGUUAGUGCUGCAGAAAGCUUUAGACCGAGAGAAACAGCCUGUGAUUCAGCUCCUACUGACUGCUGUUGACGGAGGAAAACAUCCCAGAUCCGGGACUUUACAGAUCAUUGUUAAUGUAAUGGACGUGAACGAUAACACCCCAGCAUUUAGCAAACAGUUGUAUAAAGUCCGAAUGUCUGAGAAUGUCCCUUACGGGACUUCAGUUAUACAGCUAAAUGCAUCGGAUAUAGAUGAAGGUUUUAAUGGCCAGAUUAUUUACUCUAUUGUGAAGCACGGUAAUGUUAAUAUGAUGGGCUUGUUUGCAAUUGAUCCCGACAGUGGUGAAAUUACAGUGAAGGGAAAUAUUGAUUAUGAAGAAAAUGCAGCGUUUGAAAUUAGAGUCCAGGCGCAGGACAAAGGCCUCCCACCUCGGAGUACCGAUUGUAAAGUUUUGAUUGAAGUCCUGGAUGUGAAUGACAAUGCCCCCGAAAUAUUGGUGACGUCACUGAUGAGCACAGUCAGAGAAGAUGUCAAAACCGGAACAGCUGUUGCGUUAAUUACGGUGUCAGAUAAAGAUGGAGGUAAAAACGGAAUAGUGAAGUGUCAGAUCCCCGGCGCUUUGCCUUUUAAGCUCCAGUCCUCCUAUAAGAACUACUACUCUUUGGUGGUGGACGGUCCGCUGGACAGAGAAAGUGUUUCUCAAUACAAUGUGACCAUCAUAGCUACAGAUGAAGGGACUCCGCCUCUCUCCAGCACCAGCGUUAUUACUGUACACGUUUCUGAUGUGAACGACAACGCGCCGCGCUUUCCGGAGCCUGAGAUUAACGUUUAUGUGAAAGAAAAUAGUCCAGUCGGAGGUGUGAUAUGUACAGUGUCUGCGAUUGAUUCUGAUGAAAACGAAAAUGCUCGUGUAUCUUACUCUCUACUGGGACGCCCUACGAACUCUGUAUCCAUUCCUACUGUAGUUAACACGAACUCCAUCACUGGAGAGAUAUCCAGCCUGCAGUCUUUUAACUACGAGGAAGUAAAAUCGCUCCAGUUUCAAGUUCAGGCCACAGACUCUGGUGUCCCUCCCCUCAGCAGCAACGUGACUGUGAACGUUUUUAUCUUGGAUGAGAAUGACAACAGUCCUAUGGUUCUCCCGCCCUAUUCUGAUCAGGGCUCCGUUAAUACUGAGAAUAUUCCCUAUUCUGCUGAAGCAGGCUACUUUGUGGCCAAGAUCAGGGCUGUUGAUGCAGACUCUGGCUACAAUGCGCUGCUUUCUUAUCACAUCGCUGAACCCAAAGGAACCAGUCUCUUCCGAAUCGGAACCAGCACCGGGGAAAUAAGAACCAAGAGGCGGAUGAGUGACAAUGACUUGAAGACUCAUCCGUUGGUCAUUUUGAUUUCUGAUCACGGAGAACCUUCCCUGUCAGCGACUGUAUCUAUUGAUGUUGUGGUUGUUGAAAGCGCAGGUGAAAUACAGACAUCGUUCAGACAGUUGCCGGCAAAGGAGGAGAGUUUCUCCGAAUUGAAUCUGUAUUUGCUGGUCGCCAUUGUGUCGGUGUCAGUUAUAUUUUUACUGAGUCUAUUUAGUUUAAUAGCUGUAAAAUGCCACAGAACUGACGGCGGUUUCAACAAAUACAGAACUCCCGUGAUCACCACACACCCUGACGGGAGCUGGUCUUACUCUAAAUCUACGCAGCAGUAUGACGUGUGUUUUAGCUCAGACACACUGAAGAGUGACGUUGUGGUUUUCCCCGCGCCGUUCCCGCCUGCAGAUGCGGAAUUGAUCAGCAUUAGUGGAGCAGACACUUUUAAACGGAAUCAAACGCUCCCUAACAGUGCGAAGGUAAGAGUGAAUAUUUAUUUCCAAAUAUUAUUUUAG
This is a messenger RNA of Megalops cyprinoides (Indo-Pacific tarpon), 2498 nucleotides long. Its product is annotated as protocadherin alpha-3-like. The record is from RefSeq and is a predicted model, not a curated record. Lineage: Eukaryota; Metazoa; Chordata; Actinopteri; Elopiformes; Megalopidae. Gene Ontology annotation, cellular component: plasma membrane. The coding region runs from base 84 to 2498 and encodes 804 amino acids. The transcript has a single exon. Gene Ontology annotation, molecular function: calcium ion binding. Gene Ontology annotation, biological process: homophilic cell-cell adhesion.